AUGAAGGAGUUAGUGGCGGGGAUUCCUGAUGAGCAAUAUGGAUGCGCCGUGACUAAUCGUUUCGGACAUCUGCUCGAUGAUGAGACUGACCCGUCUGACAUCUUAAAUGCGGCAAAGGUGGAAAAACGGCAAAAGAAAAAGAAAGAGGAGCAAAAGAAAACUACCACGACGAAAACGGGAAAAAAGGAGACUCAAAGGGACAGACAAAAUGUUUUUCGCGCAGUUGGAGAUGGACAAGUGUGUCUUGCUCGUGGGGAGGUUGAGGAGCGAGUAGAGAGACGUGGAACUUUGGAGCGCAAACACUAUGGUGACACCCCCCUCAGUUUUUCAGUUGAGAGGCCUGUGGAUGAUGUGUUGGAUAGGGCUGGUAGAGGAAGAGGUACAGGAAGAGGACAUGGAGCCAGGGGCCCAGGAUAUCCAAGAUCCAGUGAUGGAUUUGAUCAGAGAGGAAAGAGGGAGUUUGAAAGACGUAGUGGCAGUGACCGAACGAGUGUCCGCUCUGAAGAGAAGCGUGGUGGUAGUGGAUCUCGGAACUGGGGUUCUAUGAGAGACCAUAUAAGUGAAAUUAAAGAGGCGACACCAAGUGAAGAGGUGGGCGAAACCGAUGAGACCCCCGAGACUGAAGAGGCUGAUGGAGAAAACAGGCCUUCUGAGAUUGAGAAUGCGAUUGAGGUUGCCAUAGAAAUGACACUGGAUGAGUGGAAGACCCUACAGGAGCAAAGCAGGCCCAAGGCAGAGCUAAAUAUCCGUAAGCCAGACUCCGCUAUGCCAUCCAAGGCCGUGGUGAUCCAUAAGUCCAAAUUCCUUGAGAAACAACAUGUCAUUGAUGAGGAUGUGGGUUUCCGCCGCCCAGCCAAUGACAUCACACGUCAGCUGGAAAUCAACUUUGGCAGCCUGACUCGGCCCUCUCGUGGUGGGAGAGGUGGUCGUGGACGUGUGGCACCUUCCAUGCCAUCCCAGAGAUCUCCUCCACAAAAAUAUGAAGUAGCUCCAAACCCAGACGAUCCAGAGGAUUUCCCUGCACUGGCCUAGUGCUCAUCCAGAGGAGUCUGAAGUUCAAUCAGGUUGCAGAACAGAGGGUAACACUGAAAUGGGCAAAGUGCACU
This is a messenger RNA of Xyrauchen texanus (razorback sucker), 1106 nucleotides long. Its product is annotated as intracellular hyaluronan-binding protein 4-like. NCBI's taxonomy places the organism in Eukaryota, Metazoa, Chordata, Actinopteri, Cypriniformes, Catostomidae. Gene Ontology annotation, molecular function: RNA binding. The record is from RefSeq and is a predicted model, not a curated record. The transcript is spliced from 8 exons. Gene Ontology annotation, cellular component: nucleus; cytoplasm. The coding region runs from base 1 to 1032 and encodes 343 amino acids. Gene Ontology annotation, biological process: positive regulation of translational initiation; positive regulation of RNA splicing.